Molecule: messenger RNA, 1308 nt
Organism: Thalassophryne amazonica
Lineage: Eukaryota; Metazoa; Chordata; Actinopteri; Batrachoidiformes; Batrachoididae
Product: phospholipase A2 inhibitor and Ly6/PLAUR domain-containing protein-like
Exons: 6
Coding region: 229-966 (245 amino acids)
Source: RefSeq, a predicted model, not a curated record
UUGUGUGAAGCGCCUUGAGGCAACUCUGUUGUGAUUUGGCACUAUAUAAAUGGAAAUAAAUUGAAAUUGAAUUCCUUAAAAUCCAGACUCUGCUGUUCAAAUAAAGUGGCAAUAUUUGACCUGACAUACUUUGACGUUUGCACAGAGGAGGAGGAGGAGUGGCUCAAGAUCCUACUUAUAGUGGCCUCUCUUCAAACAGAAAAAUCAGUUGCAUCCUGCCGUCACAACAUGUUUUUCCUUACGUUCAUCCUUGUCACCGUGCUGCUCCCAAAAGCCUCCAGCCUGACAUGUUGUAUUGAUGAAGGCUCAAGCUGCACAAGCACACAAUGUUCUGCAUCAGAACUUUGUGGUGCAACAAGAAUAACUUCAUAUGAAGGCGGUACACAAAUGACAGACCUCACAAUAAGAAGUUGUGCUGUGGCCGAGAAUUGUGUUUCAGCAUUGAUCAACUUUGGAGUCACUAAGACUGUCAUCAACACCGUGUGCUGCUCAGCUGACAACUGCAACAACCAAAGUGUUCCUGAGUCACCAAGCAGGACUCCAAAUGGGAAAAAGUGCUUUGGCUGCGAUGGAACUGACUGCACCACAAUUAUGAACUGUGAGGGGACUGAGGACCGCUGGAUUUCAACAACAGCCUCCAGCCUGACGUGCUGCACUGGUCAAGGCUCAAGCUGCACAAGCACACAAUGUUCUGCAUCUGAACUUUGUGGUGCGACACGAAUAACUGCAUAUCUAGGCGGUACACAAAUUACAGACCUCACAAGAAGAAGUUGUGUUGUGGCCGAGAAUUGUGUUUCAGCAUCGAUCAACAAUGGAUUCAGUAAGACUGUCGCCAACACCGUGUGCUGCUCAACUGACAACUGCAACAACCAAAAUGUUCCUGGUAACCUCAUGUGCUUAUGUGCUUCUUUGUACUACACACAGUAUGUGGUAAAACUACAAAACCGUUGUAUGAAAAAAAGGUGAACUGUGGAGUAAUAAGAGUAUGAAACGUAUCAGUGCUACUGUGACUGCUUUCUGCCAGAGGUUGGAUCAUCUCUCUCAUAUAUGCAGCAAGAACAGCUGCCUCAUAUGAUGUAAAAGAUUGAUACCAGUCAUUUCUACAUUUCAAAUCUCUUUCUGUAUUACAGAUCAAAUUUUCUUUUCUUUUUUUUUUAUUUUCAACAUUUAAUCUCAGUUCAAAAUGCAAAUUUCUUUGUUUUGUGCCAUGAUGUGUGUGGAAUAAAAAGAAUAUAGAAAGUUGUUUCAGCUUCUGUAGCUUUUCUGAUUGUUGCUCAGUUGUGCAGAAUAAAAUCUUCAUAUUCAUCA